UAUUUCUCCCUUCACGUAUUGGUAGAAGCUACUAGGUUGCUGUUUGACUGGACGUAUAAUGACAUGGAGAACGGUGGCAACAUCUUGUGGUGUGGGAAUUACAUUUCUGGUGGUUAUACCAUAUCUACAUAUAGGGAUUUUCCACUUGAAGUUAUGGGUACCUGAUAAAGAACCGGUAGACAAAGAGAACUGUAGAUGUACAUGCUGGGACACUGUUUUUAAAGGAUCUUACCAGAAUCAAGAUGUCAUCAAAUAUAAACACAUCUACUUUAACGCCACGGCACAGACUUUCUAUAUCUGGAUACUUACCACUUGUCAUAUGAUCGCGGCAUACGAGGCUUUAAAAUAUCUGUGUGUUACAGUGAGCUCCCGGAAAAGUCGAAUACCCAUGGUGUUUCUUUUCCUCAUGGACAUUUAUCCCCUUUAUUAUUCCUGGUGGAAUUAUCUUAAUUAUCUGAAUGAUGAUUUUUAUGAUCAGUUUGUACAUCAAUUUUUCUUUACAGCUACCGAAUUUAUAUCAACAUAUCUUAUACUGCAGCUAUGUUCAAAAUCACAACAGAUUGAUAAAUGGAAAAUAAUCACGAUUAUCUGUAUUAGUUCCGUGCAUUUACUGAUAGGGGGCGUUGAUCAGUUUUUCGUACAAAUGUUUCUAGGUAAAGGAAAAAUGUACCAGAAGUUACGUAAUUUCGGAUUUAUGUUACCAGACUUUUUACACAUCUUUUUACCGUUCUACAUCUAUCAUAAAUCGUUGAACGACAGCGGUAGUGUUAACUAUCGACAACCAAUGUGUACAAAAGUAGAUAUCUGUUUAGCGGUAUCUGCCGUGUGUUGUGGUUUUAUCGUUGGUAAAUUAAUCCUUUCAUGACAUAACGUACCCUAACAAAAACUCUCAUUUAUGACUAUCAGGUGCACUUUCGCCAGGACAUUACUGUACAAUAUGAAAUGUUUUCCUGGCGAUAGACAAACUACAAAAAAAUGAAAUAUAUUAGAAUCUUUCAGAUGAUUUAUAUACAUUAUGUAAAUUAGUCCCCUUGAGACAAUAUAUUGGAUGUACGCCACGAAAGAAAGUGCCCAGAACAUUUUAUUUUAAACAGAAUUGUACGUACAGAAUUUACAUUCUUUAUACUAGUAUUAAGAUAUCAACACCAAUUGAAUAAAAAGGAACUGAUUAUAUAAAUUGGUUAUAGAAAAAAGGUUAUUGAUCAGAAAACAAUAUGAUUAUAUACUAUAUAUAACAACAGUCCGUCUUAAUGACUCAUCGAUACAAGUACAUUGAUGUCGUGUUUACCUGUACAGUGCUGGAAGUGUGAACUGAAGCUAUGUUCCAUUUUCACCUAAAAAUUGACACAACUAAUUUUUGAUUCAAGUUUGUCAAAGUUAUAUCAAUGUGUUGGAAAGUUACUAUACUUGAUAGCCAGAGGCAUACAUUUGGAGAUUUAUACAUAUUUUUGCUUUUAUUUCACAUUGAAGUUGUCCAAUAAUAGUUUUGUUUAAACAUUGUUUAGACUAUGAAGAAGAUUCAUGUGUAAGUUUCAACUGA
This is a messenger RNA of Ylistrum balloti, 1540 nucleotides long. RefSeq lists its product as uncharacterized. NCBI's taxonomy places the organism in Eukaryota, Metazoa, Mollusca, Bivalvia, Pectinida, Pectinidae. The coding region runs from base 59 to 865 and encodes 268 amino acids. The record is from RefSeq and is a predicted model, not a curated record. The transcript is spliced from 3 exons.